This is a messenger RNA of Penicillium bovifimosum, 1059 nucleotides long. RefSeq names its product NmrA family NAD(P)-binding protein. The transcript has 2 exons. NCBI's taxonomy places the organism in Eukaryota, Fungi, Ascomycota, Eurotiomycetes, Eurotiales, Aspergillaceae. The record is from RefSeq and is a predicted model, not a curated record. Bases 1 to 1059 code for a protein of 352 amino acids.
AUGACACAACCGCAGAAGACCAUUGCCGUGGUCAACGGGACAGGCCGGCAAGCAGCCUCACUGAUCCGCGUCGCGUCCGCCGUGGGGUACUCAGUGCGCGCGCAAAUACACUCUUUAAAAGGCGUCAUCGCACCAGAACUACAACAACUUCCCAAUGUGACCCUCCUACAAGGACCGCUCCUCGGUAACAUCGCGCUGAUGGACGAGCUCUUCAAAGGCGCCCAGCUCGCCUUCAUCAACACAACCUCUCAAUCGGGCGACGAGGUAGCCAUUGGCCGCGAUCUCGCCGACGCCGCCAAACGCGCCGGCACAAUUCAGCACUACAUCUACAGCAGCAUGCCGGAUCAUUCCGUCCACGGGCCCUGGCCUGCCGUCCCGCAGUGGGCGCCCAAAUUCACUGUCGAGAACUACGUGCGCCAGCUUGGAAUGCCGGCGACAUUCGUCUACGCGGGUAUCUACAACAACAAUUUCACCAGCUUACCAUAUCCGUUGUUCCAGAUGGAGCUGCUGGAGGAUGGGAGCUUCGAAUGGCGUGCGCCGUUUGAUCCAGAAAUUCCGUUACCUUGGCUGGAUGCUGAGCAUGAUGUUGGACCGACGCUGCUGCAGAUUUUCAAGGAUGGGCCGAAGAAGUGGAAUGGACAUCGCAUCGCCCUCACCUUCGAAACCCUCUCUCCAAUACAAGUGUGCGCGGCGUUCUCUCGCGCCCUGAACCGACCAUGCCACUACAUCCGCGUCCCGAAGAUCGAAAUCAAAGUCAACAUCCCGCCGGGGUACCGGGAACAGCUCGAAGCGCUGGAAGAGCUCUUCGCCCGCUGCGAUGCCCCCUACUUCCCGCAGCCGGAGUUCUCACAGCCAGCCGCGGGCUCACCGAAGGGUCUUGGGCCGGCGGGUGGAAAGGGCGCCGGCGCGGGCAUGAUGCAAGGGCCUGGCGGUGUUAUCUCACAGCGAGUGACAGACGAGGCGCGACAUCUGUGGCAGGGCUGGCGUGAUAUGGAAGAGUAUGCACGCGAGGUGUUCCCUGUGGAAGAGGAGGCCAAUGGGCUGGACUGGAUGGUUUGA